Leptomonas pyrrhocoris is the source of this 2415-nucleotide messenger RNA. RefSeq lists its product as hypothetical. Gene Ontology annotation, biological process: transmembrane transport. Bases 550 to 2415 code for a protein of 621 amino acids. The transcript has a single exon. NCBI's taxonomy places the organism in Eukaryota, Euglenozoa, Kinetoplastea, Trypanosomatida, Trypanosomatidae. Gene Ontology annotation, molecular function: antiporter activity; xenobiotic transmembrane transporter activity. The record is from RefSeq and is a predicted model, not a curated record. Gene Ontology annotation, cellular component: membrane.
GCAUGCGCAUUACCGGUUCACCACCAGCAGAACAGGGUUUUUUUUUUUAAGCAAAGCCAACUUUAUUAGGGUGCUUUUUACGAAGUGCUGUCGUCUCCAGCAACUACUCAUUUCUUGUUUAUUCGUGAAGCUAUUUCUUUUCGUGCUCUCCCCUUCACAUCUGCACAAGAGGGAGGCGCGCGCCUAUCGACACCUGCUUUUCAUCGUCGCGUGGUGACCGCCUUUUUUUUUGUCUGUGUGUGUGUGUGUGUUUGUGGGCUUGCGUGACCGCCUUCUCCGAAGAAGGUAUUUUCAGUGUACACCAUUUUCACUGCUUCUUGUAUUUCUGCGGCGCAUCCACAUGACUCUUUAAAGAGAAGCGAAUCUGGCCUUUAUCACAAGCCGUAAACUUCGGUUGUAACCCCUUAGUGUUCUUUUCGACUUAAAAGAAAAAGUGACAUGGUGUACUGCGAUCCAUAAGAGGAACCCAACUAAGAAUAACACGCAUUUAAAACAAAGCGUUGCUCGUCGUUAAGCGAAUAGAAAGAGAAACCGACACACUCAGGCGCCAUGUCCGUCCGCUCCCACGUCGACUCGGAGAACGAUGUGGUGUUGGAGAAUGUCUCCUUCACGUCGCACUUCCCCAUGGCGGGCCGCGGUGCGGCGGCCGACUUGGAGUCUAUCGCGCACGCCAUCGCCAGCACCGGGCACCGCUCCGAGGCCGGCGGCGGCUCGAUCGCCCCCAGCAACCCGGAGGCGGAGAUGAGCGAGGACAUCCCCACCAAGGAGAUCAUCAAGAAAUUCUUCUUUUUGGGCUACCCGGUCAGCCUCUCCUCCCUCGCGACCUUUUCGCUGAACUUGGUGAUUAUCGCGGUGAUUGGGCAGAUGGUGAACCUCCAGGCGAUGGGCGGCGCGUCCCUCGCCCUCGGUCUGGUGAACGCGACGGGCUUUGCCUUUGGCGCGGGUCUGUGCGGCGCGCUCGAGACGGUCCUCUCCCAUAGCUUCGGCCUCUUCCUGCGCGAGGAAGAGAAGCGCAAGAAGGAGGCGGAGGCGACGGCGGCGCGCGAUGGGACGGCGGUGCCACCGCUGGUGCCGCACACCAUUCACAUCUUUGGCAUCUACACCCAGCGCAUGGUCCUGAUUCUGCUGGUGGCCGCCAUCCCGCUGGGCUUUAUCCUGUGCUUUGCUGAUGCUUUUCUCACCGCCGUGGGCAUGAGCCCCAGCAUUGUGCACUACACGGGAAUGUGGUGCCGUUGGGGCGUCUUCGGCAUCCCUGCGGCGAUGGGCUUCCAACUUCUUCAGCGGUACUACUCCUGCCAGCACCUGACCAAGCCGCUUCCCGUGGCCCUCUUCUGCGCAGCCCUUGCGAAUCCGGUCUUGCAGUACAUCUUCGUGAAGCUCUUCGGCUUCUCUGGGUCGCCGAUUGCGUGGUUGGUGCUCAUGACCGGCACGGUGGGGGGCCUGAUCGCAUACCUGCGCUUCACCGGCAUCUACAAGACCACCUGGGGUGGCUGGGAUGUCCGCUGCACGCAGGACGUCGGCAGCCUCGUCGCCAUCGCCCUCCCCUCGAUGGGCAUGAUGCUGAGCGAAUGGGUGGCGCUGGAGGUGAACGGUCUCGUGGGCGGCUACGGCACCCCGGCCGAGCUCGGCGCCUACACCAUCACCCUGCAGGUCUUUGGCGUUAUGUGGGCCAUGGGCUCCGGCGUGAUGAUCCUAACGAGUGUCUUUGUGGGCAACGCGGUCGGGGAGGGAAAACCCAUGCUGGCUCGGCGGGUUGCCUUCACUGCGGUUGGAGUCGUGAUCUGCGUCGCCGCCUUCGACGUGGUGCUGUGCCUCCUCUUCGAGCCCUUCAUCCCGGCCUUCUUCGUCCCACAGGAGGAGAUCGCGGCGGUGACCCCGAUUUACCGCCAGCUGAUGUAUAUUGUGAUGCCCUACCACUUCUUCGAUGUUUUUCAGAGCACUAUUAUGGGCGUCUUUCGCGGCUGCGAGAUGCAGAAGCUCGGCGCGAUUAUCAUCUCCACCGCGUUCUGCAUCGUCGGCGUGCCCCUCAGCUUUUUACUCUUCUUCUACUUCAAGAUUGGCAUCAGGGCACUGUGGAUUGGCCCGUUUGUCGGGGUCGCUGUGGUGGGCGCGCCCGUUUACAUCUACAUCAUGUUGCGGUACAUUAAGUGGGAGGAGCUGAAGCCGCACUCGGAUGCCUCGCCGCAGUUGGCGGACAGUAGUGCGAAUGCCGGUGUCGCGGCCCCACCAGCGGCGGCCACGGCGUCGCCCGCCUCCGCCGCUGCGGAGCCGAAUCUGGACAGCGCGGCCGGCACUCCGACAGCGGCGCAGGUGGCGGCGGUGCGUAGGUUUGUGGACACGACCACACCGACCACCACCACGAAGAGAAUUGUGGCGGCGGUGUCUGUGGACUCAAAACCGGCGAAGGAAGAGUAG